This is a messenger RNA of Closterium sp. Yama58-4, 1533 nucleotides long. The record is from the annotation of a GenBank genome assembly. NCBI's taxonomy places the organism in Eukaryota, Viridiplantae, Streptophyta, Zygnematophyceae, Desmidiales, Closteriaceae.
AUGGCGCAAUCUCUAUUCGCGAAAGUGUCCCCAUCGCCACUCGCGUCGCAAGCGUCGUUAGAAUCAUCCGCUCAGCACCAUAGUGCGCUUCGUAACAAUCGUGGCGGCAUGGCGUUUCCACGUGUGUACGUCAGCAGGCGGAUGAGAGGAGGACGCUCGGUGGUGAUGACCGCCACGGAUCCGAGCCACGUGGCGCGCGGAGAGCCUACCACGAAGGAAAAGCCAGCUCAGCCAUUCGCGGAGAAGGAGGGUGUGAUUGAAGGGAAGGCCGUUAUAGCGAAGCCAUCGCAGCUGCCACCAGAGCCUCCUAAUAAACUUACGGAGCUGUAUGAUAAGGAGGGGCAAUCCCCGUGGAUUGACAACCUGACACGUGAUUGGGUGGCAUCGGGUCAUCUUAGGGAGCUGGUCCGACGUGGCGUUAGAGGCAUCACCAGCAACCCUACGAUUUUCGAGAAGGCGAUUAGCAAGACAGACGUGUAUGACCAGCAGCUCCGGAACAUUUUGUUUCGUGAGGGGGUUCUGCUGGGGGGAGGGAUGCUGGAGAGCCAUGGGGAGGUGGGAAAGGGGGUGGUGGAGGGAGCUUACUGGGAGAUGGUAAAGCAAGAUAUCGGCACUGCUGCUGCUUCGUUAGAAGAGCUGUUCCAUGCUUCUAAUGGUGGCGAUGGGUUCGUCUCCCUUGAAGUCUCGCCGAGGCUAGCCUACGACACGGCAAGUUCGGUGUCUCUGGCUCGGGAGCUCCACGCCGAUCUAGCUCGGCCGAACCUGAUGGUCAAGAUCCCUGCCACCAAGCCUGGCGUGGCUGCGAUUCGCGAGAUGAUUUCCCGCAUGAAGAACAUAAACGCCACUCUCAUCUUCUCUCUGACGCGCUACAGUGAGGUGAUGGAGGCCUACGUGGCAGGCCUGGAGGACGCCGUGGCAGCUGCCAACGUGGCAUCUGAGCUGUCAGCAGCCGCGUCUGACUCAGCAGCAGGCGCCCUGCCACGUGUCAACCUCUCCUCAGUCUCCUCUGUGGCUUCCUUCUUUGUCUCUCGGGUUGACAGCGCUGUUGACAAGCGUCUCAAGACCAUCGGGACGGAGGAGGCUCGGGCUCUGCUGGGCAAAGCAGCAGUGGCUCAAGCAGUGGUGGCGUAUGACAUGUUCAAGGCCAAGUUCAGCGGUCCCAGGUGGAAGGCUCUCGAGCAGCUGGGAGCACGGGUGCAGCGGCCAUUGUGGGCGUCAACAGGCGUGAAAGAUCCAUCGUAUCCGGACACAACGUACAUCAAUGCUCUGAUUGGUCCACACUCUGUCAACACCAUGCCUGACGCCACCCUGCUUGCUUUUGCCGACCAUGGGGAGGUGAAGCGCACUGUAGAUGAUGACGUGGUUGCUGCUUAUGGUGUGCUGGAUCGUCUCAAGGCUGUUGGGGUAGACAUGGAAGUAGUUGCAAAGGAGCUGGAGGCCGAUGGCGUUGCCAAGUUUGCAAAGUCGUUUGAUGACCUGCUUGCUGCUCUUCAGCGCAAGGCCACCAUGAUACGUAGUGCAAGCAUCAACUAG